AAGAUGGGAUCGAAAACUCCUUCCACAUCGACUGAUGAAGCGAAUGGUUCUGUAGAUGAAAGGUCCAGAAAAGGCAAAGUACCCAAAAGGAUCAACAAGGCUGUUCGGGAGAGGCUUAAACGCGAGCAAUUGAACGAGCUUUUCAUUGAAUUAGCUGAUACCCUUGAACUGAAUCAGCAGAACAGUGGGAAAGCUUCCAUACUAUGCGAAGCUACUCGGUUCUUGAAAGACGUGUUUGGUCAGAUUGAGUCCCUUAGAAAGGAGCACACUUCUCUGCUCUCUGAAUCUAACUAUGUAACUACAGAGAAGAAUGAGCUAAAGGAAGAAACAUCAGUGCUCGGGACCGAGAUCUCGAAACUGCAAAAGGAGAUUGAAGCAAGAUCGAAUCAGUCGAAACCUGACUUGAACACCUCCCCUGCACCUGAGUACCAUCAUCAUCAUCAACAUCAUCACUAUCAACAACAUCCCGAGCUUGCAUCUCAGUUUUCAGGACUUCCCAUUUUCCAAGGCGCUGGCUUUCAACAGUCUGCUGCAACUCCUCCUGGCGCCGCCACAGUUCUUGUCCUUCCGAUGCUACCCGAUCUCCACACGCAUGAUCCUUCAGACUUGACAGGGCGUGUCCAGACACAAGCGCCGAUGAUGAUGUAUAAUAGCUCAAAUGUGAGUAAGCCGUGUCCAAGGUACGCUAGCGCGGCUGACUCGUGGCCUUCUCGGCUACUUGGAGAGCGGCUGAGAGCUAGUGAAUGA
Molecule: messenger RNA, 747 nt
Organism: Thlaspi arvense
Lineage: Eukaryota; Viridiplantae; Streptophyta; Magnoliopsida; Brassicales; Brassicaceae
Source: the annotation of a GenBank genome assembly